Molecule: messenger RNA, 784 nt
Organism: Toxotes jaculatrix (banded archerfish)
Lineage: Eukaryota; Metazoa; Chordata; Actinopteri; Toxotidae
Gene: ecrg4a
Product: ECRG4 augurin precursor a
Exons: 4
Coding region: 59-496 (145 amino acids)
Biological process (GO): regulation of cell population proliferation; anaphase-promoting complex-dependent catabolic process; G1 to G0 transition
Source: RefSeq, a predicted model, not a curated record
AGUUUACGCACAGUUACUGCCUUCAAGCAGCUCUGUAAAGACUCUGAGUGCAUACAAAAUGGCAUCCAAGCAGCUCUGUUUGAGGUUAAUAGGGCUGGCUGUAUUGAUGACAAUGUUGACACUUAGAGAUGCAGCCGGUGAUAGCAGCUUGCACAAGAUCUUAAAGAAAAGAGAUGUGGCAGGACCUGGUACUGCCCUAUCAAAGUCAUCUGUUGCCGUCCCUCCUUCUAAGGCUCAAGAGUUCCUGGCAAAGCUAAGCAGAACCAAGAGGAACAUUUGGGAUCGCAGCAGACCGGACGUACAGCAGUGGAUUAUGCAGUUUAUGUACAUGGGAUUUGAUGAGCAGAGGCUGGAGGCUGACCUGUCGUACUGGAUGGACCUAGCACGCUCCAGUGACCAAGGGCGUCAGCAUCACUAUGAUGAAAAUUCCCCCAUCGGCCCGCGUGACCCCAGUUCUUACAGACACGGAGCAAAUGUCAACUAUGACUACUAUUAACUCCAGUCAUACACAAACACAGACCACUGCUUCUGUGAAUGGUUAAAGGGGUUUUGUUUCUUUGUGUAAGUCAGUCCUCUGCCUUAUCUUUAGAAGAACACAGUCUGUGACAGUUUGUUAGUCUUACACCUGCCACACAGCUGCUUUGGCAUCUUUGUCUUGAUUCGAUACAGCCACCAGUGUAACCCAUUCUCUGCUCCGUCUCUCCAUCCCCACAUAUUAGAUACAACAGUGGACACUGUCUUGGCUCUCGUCUGGCACUAUUGUAAAUAAAAAUGUGGCUUUGAA